UCUAACGCCAACUAUGCCCCGAGCCACGUUAGAUCCAACUUGGAAGCGCACAAUUGAAUUUGAUCGUGCUUCAUCUCGUUACAAUUUCCGACCCAAGAUGAUGCUGAUGAUCCUUCGCGAGAUUGGCAGCUCAGCUCGGGAGAAGGAAGCAGCGCGCACCGUACGCUAUCAGUGUUCCGUUGACUUCUGACCGAUGCGAAACGGGAUAAGCACGUGCGUGAAAGCAGUGUUGCGAGAGAUUGUCGACCAGUGUUUUUGUUUUGUUAUCUUUUAGGUAAAAAUAUCUGUGCUUAGAGCAAAUGUUAGAAGGAAAAAAUAAACCUAAACCAGUAUUUAAAAAGUGACAAUUCUAAGGAAGCUUGUGACAGUGUUUAGUGCUUCAGAAUGUGGAGUUGUUGAAACCAAAAACCAUGCAGCAUCAUUACCUCAACUACAGUCGAGUGCAGUGUGGAGCAAUUUCGAUUCUACUGGUGCUUCUGAUCACCUCCCGCGUCUGCUCUUUGCAAGGUGACAAUGUGUGCUAUCGUUACGAGAGCUACACCGAAACGGAAACCAUUCCACGCAAUCAAACGGUACAGGUCCUAACGAGACAGUGGUGUCUGGAAAUUCCCCCAAGGUGUACCUCCUAUCGGACCGAAAUUAAGGAAGUGUUUGUUAAGCAGAAUAUCACCAAGACACGCCGCGUGGAGUUCUGUUGCGAAGGGUACCAGGAACGGCGCACCGGAAAUGGAACCACCGGUGAGUGUCGUCCAAUAUGCCGCGGUGGUUGCAUCCAUGGCGAGUGUCAGACACCGAACGUGUGCAGCUGUGAGGCAGGAUUCAGUGGCAAACAUUGCUUGCAGAGUAAGCGAUUAUGGUCCUGUGGAUCCGUUGGAUCUUUCUUCACUUCUAUUUUGUUGGUAAAAUAUUUUGCAGGAUGCCGUAAUGGGACGUGGGGAGUGAACUGUCGCAAUCGAUGCCACUGUCAGAAUUACUCACUCUGCGACACAAAAACAGGACACUGUCGAUGCAAUGAAGGCUGGAUGGGUAAAUACUGUGAAACUCCUUGUCCUUCUGGAUUUUACGGGACGAUGUGUGUAAGCAAGUGCAAUUGCACCACCAGAUCCUGUCACCCACAAACUGGAACGUGUAUGCCGGAUGACGAGAUAGUAAUGUUUGAUAACAUCAACCGAACGAUAGAGAACAGUUUCUCCUCGGAAAGCACCGAACGGAUAUCAGCGGAGCAGUGGAUCAAAGUCGAUAAUGAAACACUUGCAGCGUUGCUCAGCAGCUCCACGGCGUUGGUUGAUGUUUCUACCACCACCUCUAGCACUACCAGAAGUAGUAGCACUUCUGAGAAUAGCACCGUAACUUCCACUACCCCCUCCUCCACUACCUCCUCCACUACCACUUCAACAACCGAAGCUACUGGACAAAUGCUACCAAACGCGACCUACGCCGAAUCGUACCACGAGUACCUUCCCAACAACACCGAGAUGAGCAUGGUGCUAACAAAAGGUCACUCACGAACUGCCAGCAACGAAAGCAUGUACGAGCUGGUGACGACUACGUCACGCGUCGAGAUCACCUUCAUCGAUACGGCGGUGAAGAAAAUUGAGGAUCCCUCCACGAUCAACCAUACAACGCCGGAGGAGGAGCCCGCUUCCCUGUCUGUCGAAAGCUCCAACGAAACCAACACCCAACUGGUGUACUUGGAAUCGGAGAACCAUCCCGUUCUGGUGGACAUAACCGAAGAUGGGAGCGUGCAGAGUGAGGCAAAUGAUCGACAGGCGUUCGUCACGAUCUCCUGCUUGCUGAUCACACUCACCCUGCUAAUGUCGGUGGUCAUCUAUAUGAAGCGUUUGAAUCGCAAAACGCUUGCCAAACCUGCCGCUAGUGUGCCACCGCCGGUGAAGAUUGUUGACGAGAGCGUCCAAACGGGGAAUGAUUCGAACCGCUCGUCUGAUCCACUUCCCGAUCUACCCCAUGUCACGUACACGCGGGUAAAGCCAAAACUGCAACGAAACGGUGAUAUCGAACACUAUGACGUUCCGCCGAAUAAUAGUUUCAUCCAUCGUGCAAAGUCAGCAUCCCCUUACAACUACAACUUCUCGGUCAACCAAAAGCAAGCUCCCAGAAAGUAUAGCCUUGAGCAUAUCUACGACGAAAUUCAGUAUCCCCCGUUGGCGGAACUGACGAGCAGUACAGCAACGCAGUCCGAUAAGCCGACGUUGCAGCCGGGUGAGAAGGAAGACAGUUAUUCCAAACCGAUGAUUCUGGCGUAGGAUAGGGCUAAGUUUGCUUAUAUGUGGUUCUUAUGUUGAACUAAAUAAAUGUAUUUUUUUAACUUACCAUAAAA
Anopheles gambiae (African malaria mosquito) is the source of this 2338-nucleotide messenger RNA. Its product is annotated as multiple epidermal growth factor-like domains protein 10. The record is from RefSeq and is a predicted model, not a curated record. The transcript is spliced from 5 exons. Gene Ontology annotation, molecular function: protein binding. The coding region runs from base 411 to 2264 and encodes 617 amino acids. Gene Ontology annotation, cellular component: membrane. Lineage: Eukaryota; Metazoa; Arthropoda; Insecta; Diptera; Culicidae.